GGACCUUCUGAGAAUGAAAAGAUGGAUCUGCAUUGCUCAGAUCUGCACUCCCCACAUAGAAACCCUGAAAGAUCAUCUUCACCUGUGAGGCMGAUGUUCACCUCUCCUGAAAGGUCUCCUUAUGUGCAACAAUCUCCAGGUCAAAGACCAAUAUCUCCUCCACAAGUUGUUCAAGACCCAAUGCAUUCCCCUAGAUCUAUUCGCCAGAGAUGGUCCCCUUCUCUUGACAGGCAAACCAAGGAUGUUAAAAGAACUUCUUCACAAGGUCAUUUGUCUCCAGCCAGACAGACUUCUCCUCCACGAAGGCAAUCUCAGCAUGAUUCUCAGAGUAGGGAUGACUCUUCUCAGAGGCACCUAUCUAGAUCACCAAGGAGGCAUCAUUCACCCUCAGACGAUAGAAGACCAGGCAGGUCAGAGUCAGGAUCACCCAGUAGGCGAAAAGAUUCUUCUGCAUGUAGAAGAGACAAUCGUGAUAGAUCUCGGUCAAGGUCCCCUAAUAUAAGAGACCGUCACAGACGAUCACCAAGGAGGAGACACUCCCCUAGACGCAGAACUCCUUCAGGGUAUUAUUCUCGUCAUCGCUCUCCUAGAAGGAGACCUUGGUCACCACCUCCUAACCGGAACACUGGAGUGGGAAGACCUGGAAAUAAUCUAUUUGUUGCAGGUUUUAGCUUUGUGACUACAGAAAGAGAUCUUGAAAGGAAGUUUUCAAGGUUUGGUCGUGUGAGAGAUGUUCGCAUAGUUCGGGAUAAGAGGUCUGGGGAUUCCCGUGGUUUUGGAUUUUUAUCCUUGGAAAGAGAUGAGGAUGCAGAUGCAGCGAUCCGAGCUUUGGACCAAACUGAAUGGAAUGGUCGGAUUGUCCUGGUGGAGAAAUCAAAAGCUCGCUGAAGCUUUACUAUGGUUCAAGCUAGUUAACCUGUUUAAACUUGGAGAUUCUGUUACUCUCAAUUUUGUUUCAUACUCAUACAUCUUUUGUCGGUAUGGUUUAAGUAAUGGAUAUAUGGCAAGUAUCACCUUAGAUAAGAUUCUCGACAUUGUAAUAAUGGUUCACGUUUUCAUGUUUCAUCCCAUGGAAUGACUGCAGAAUGUCAACCAGUUUAUGUAUUACAAAGUCUGUUUAAUUUUCAACCAUGAGUUUAAAUGCUAGAGUUUAUCUACAAGCUACUAAAACAACUGUUCUAUUUAGAUGGACUGCUAGUACAUGCUGACAUUUCUGGUGAGUUGCUUAGAAGUAA
Molecule: messenger RNA, 1235 nt
Organism: Nelumbo nucifera (sacred lotus)
Lineage: Eukaryota; Viridiplantae; Streptophyta; Magnoliopsida; Proteales; Nelumbonaceae
Source: RefSeq, a predicted model, not a curated record